AUGACCAAGGAAUUUUUAUUAAGUACAUCAAUUGAUGAAAGAAAUCAAUACGAGUACCUAUUCCAUGAGGAUGAGAGAAGAAGGUUUACAGGUCUCUGUUUCAGAGCCAAGGCCAUGGGCACCCGCCAGCACCGAGCCAAAUCGCUCCUCUGCUCUCCAAAAAACAGCCCCAGCCGCAACCGGAUUACUUCGGAAGACACAUGGAAGAGAACAGGAACUCCGAAAAUGUUCAAGUCUGAUUUAUUCCUCUCUCAAAAAUCUCUUGCAGGACUAAGUCUGACCUGUGGGAGUCCAGUUUGUGCACAAAUUUGCUUUUGCAGUUUCUGUUUCUGUCUUUUAGAACUUACACAGGUUGAGGACCCUCGAGAGCAGUGGAGACGAGAACAAGAACGCAUGCUAAAAGAAUACUUAGUUGUAGCCCAGGAGGCUCUUAAUGCCAAGAAGGAGAUUUACCAAAUUAAGCAGCAGCGUUUCGAAUUGGCACAAGAAGAGUUUCAACAGUUGCAUGAUCUCUGCGAAGAUGACAGUCGCUCUUAUGUCAGCUCCUUUUCUGGAUUCUCAGCAAACACAAAGUAUGAUCCGUACCAAAUUAAGGCUGAAAUUGCAAACUGGCGAGACAGGCUUUCCAGGUUAAAACGAGAACUGACACUGAUGAAACAAGAACUUCUGCAGCUUUUAGCAUUUAACAGCCGUGCAAUCAGGGCUCUAGGUGGGGCCCCUGGGAUAGGAGGGCGCAUCGGGAUCCUGUUGGCCCUUUCCACUGUGAAGAGCCUAGCAAAGCUCACUGAUGGAUUCAGAAACAGUUUUUGUAUAUCAGACUCUCUACACAACAAUUCAGGCUCCCUAACUGACAACUGUUUACCUCAGCAAUACUGUGAUGCCUGCUCACAAACUGACAACAUUGGAGAGUUUGGCUUUGAUGAUAAAUCAAGAUUAGCGGAUAGAGUCAGGCUUAACUGGCAAUAUGAGGAGGCCAAAAAAAGAGUUUACAGCAUACAGCAACAGCUGUCACUUAUUGAUAAUGAAACCUGGCCAGGAAUGGCAGAAGCAGACAGGGACCAUCUCCAACUUAUCAAAGAAAAAGAAGCUCUCCUUCAAGACCUACAGCUCAUUUGCCAGCAGAGAAGAUCUCCAGAGGACCUUUCAAGGAUGGAAGAAGAAAUGAGAAGAUUAUCAGAUGAGAUCCAGAGGGCCCACACCACAUCAGCUCAAGGGCUUGCAGAAAGGUUGCUGUUACAAGAGAAAAGAAACUGUCUGUUAAGGCACCUAGAGGAGGCUACACGCUUGGCUUCAUAUUUGCACACUCAGAUAAAGAGUUUGUCUGCCAGUACCCUGACUGUGUCUUCUGGUAGUAGUCGAGGAUCUCUAGCAUCAAGUCGCGGCUUACUGGCUUCAAGCAGAGGAUCUCUUAGUUCUAUAAGCUUCACAGACAUUUAUGGUCUUCCGCAUUAUGAGAAAUCUGAAACGCAAAUGGAGUAUGGGCAACUUACGCGUUUUGAUAUGAUUCCAUUAGAUGCUUUAAGCAGAGAUUGUCAGUAUUCAGAGACAGGUGGACUUCCCAACCUAAACAAACAAAAGAUAUCCAUGGAUACUCCUCAGUUGGCAUCACGUUCAUCACGUUCAUCAUGUUCAUCUCUGUCUUCUCUGUCUCCUCCAAGUUCUCCAUUGGAUACUCCUUUUCUUUCCGCUUCUUGUGACUCUCCCUUGACACAAAUGUCAGAAGGCUUGGAGGAAAUAAUGAGCAUUGGUGCUCUAGAUAUGAUAAGAAGGAAUGCUUUGGGUGAAGAGAAUAUCCAAGGUGCAUAUUCCCAAACACAAGGCUGUAACACUGAAAACAUGCUUAAGAAUCUCAGAGACAAUGGGCCACCAUCAAGACUUCAAAGGAGUGCAGCAAGCCCCAUCCAAGACAUCUGUGCAACAAGGAUACAAAGAGUUGGAGGAGUCUCGGCUGGUCUUUCAGACAACUCUCUCACAAGUGAUAGUGGGGUUUUUGAAACUUUAAAUAAAAGAAAUGGAAACAAUUCUGUGCUACAGAACAGUGCCAAGAAUGAAAAACCUCAAGUACACGUUGGAAUAGUAUCCACGGGUACUAAUCCACCGUGCUACAACAUAGAUCUGUAUACAUGUAUACAUUAUGUAUACAUUUUGUAUAAUUAUAUGAAUAUGAUUAUUUUUACUGAUAUGCAUUAUUUGUAUUGUAUGUACGACAGCGAGAGUGAAUGCCUUCUUGUGCACGUUUUGCAAUUGAAAAAUUUAAGUUGUGCCUUUUUUAAGGAAGGGUGCAAAAUACAUAUAAGAGUCUACCUGCCUUCCCUGGACUCCAACACACCUAGCACUUACUGUUCCAAGUCUCUGGAGUUCCACAUGCCGCUGAUGUUUAAUGAAAUUUUCCAAAUCCCUAUGCACACAAACAUUCUGAAGCAGAGCUCACUGCAGCUGUACAUAUGCGCUAUGUGUCCCCGCCUCCAGGAAGAACUACUAGGUAUUGCCCAGAUUGAUUUGGCUGAUUAUGAAGAUUCCACCGAGAUGCAUAUACAGUGGUAUCCAAUCCAAAUGUACAGCAGCACAGAUCCACAAAGGGUUUCUGAGAUUGAAGACUGCUUGCAACCUGCUGAAAAUGUCACUGAAACAAAAACAGAUGCAGUGUCCAUACUUUUAGCACGGACAACAGCCCAUCUUGAAGCAGUAGAGCGGGAGCUGGCAGUAGAGAGGUUUAAACUUGAGUACACAGAAGAAGAGAUACUGGAGAUGGAGAGGAAGGAAGACCAAGCUGAAGCUAUUUCAGAGAGGAGUUGGCAAGCAGACUCUGUUGACAGUGGAUGUCAUAGUAACUGUAACCAGCUGAGUCCUCAUCAUUCAGAAAGCUGUUACGCAGACACUAUGCAAGGAUCUGUACAAGCAGGUCAGGCAAACCUGUACAAUCCUGUGAAGACUCACAAUGAGCCUGUUAAGGUAGAUAAAGAGACCAACACCGAGGAUGUCUUUCCAGACAAAGUCAGAGAUCUUCCAAAAGAGAGAACCCGCCACAGGUCCCGUGGAUCUCCAUUUGUACGCAGCAGUACAAUAGUUCGGUCGCAGACAUUUUCUCUUGGUGCAAGGAGCCAGUAUGUUUGCAGACUUUAUCGAAGUGACAGUGAUAGUUCUACAGUGCCAAGAAAAUUACCUUUCAUCCGAAAUACACUGGAAAGGCGAACGCUACGCUAUAAGCAGCAGUCCUGCCAGUCUUCCAUGGCAGAGAUCAUGGCUCGGACAUCCCUUGACCUGGAGCUGGAUCUUCAGGCUUCCCGAACCAGGCAGCUGCAAUUAAACGAGGAAAUAAAUGCUCUAGGAGAGCUGAAGCAUCGAUUGGAAGAGGUACAGCUUCACGGGCAGAGCGAUCUUCCACAGUGGGUACUUCGAGAUGAACGGUUCCGCAAUUUGUUGUUGGAGGCAGAAAGACAGACGAGACAGACCAAACUCGAACAGCACCAGGAACAAGCUGCAGAGAAAAUGCUUAAGAAAGCAUCCAAAGAGGUUUUCCAUCUUCAUUGGCAGAAUCAGAAGGAACCAUUUCAAGUGCAAACCUUCAGGGAGAAGAUAGCAUUCUUCACAAAACCAAGAAUCAACAUACUUCCUUUGCCCUCUGACGACGUAUGACAUGUUUCUAUAGAAACACGGAGUAUUGAUGUUUGUGUUGUCUCCAUGAAGUUAUUAGAAUAGCUACUUUUGUCUUAUAAAUGUUUCAAAAGUUAUUUUUUUGUAAAAAAUAAAAACAAAAACAUAUAUGCAUAUAUAAAUAUCUAUAAUUAUAUAUUUUAUAAAGUGACUGCAGCAAGGCUUGGUUUUUCCUUGUUGUUACCUUGGCAUUUGAAAAACAACCUAUUUCAUAGAUCAACUGUCCUGUCGUGUGUACAGUGCUGAGAGUGUUUUAUGUGAUUUAAUAAAGGCUGGAAAUCAGAAACAAAGCCAGUUCUGGGGAAUUCGCUGGAGUGUAAUUUAUUUAAUGUGCUCUGUUUUCCUUGAAGGAAAACACCUGCCCUAAGAUGAUUUGGACUGAGUUCCUGCUUUUUGGUGUUCUUCAUACAGAUGAAUUUAUCUUGUCUAGCUGGCUUUGUUUCUGGUACCUGAACUGAAAUACUUUUUUUGCAGACUGUGUUUUGUUUUAGUAGCUUUUUUGCCGCUUCUCUUUAAUGUGUAUGUCAGUCUUAUUGCUAAGCACCAUCUCUCUCUCUACUGUACUGAAAUAUUAUGAAAUCCAAAUUUGUAAAAGUGAUUAAAAUGGCAUUGCAUUUUUCAAAGAAGA
Xenopus laevis (African clawed frog) is the source of this 4282-nucleotide messenger RNA. It is a transcript of the gene wwc3.S, whose product is annotated as protein WWC3-like. The record is from RefSeq and is a predicted model, not a curated record. Lineage: Eukaryota; Metazoa; Chordata; Amphibia; Anura; Pipidae.